AAAUAGAAUGGCCUCUAUAUAUAUAUGCAUAUAAAUAUGUCGCAUUUUACAUCUUCACUUCCUCUGUAAAACCCUAACAAUUCCAAAUCCCUCGUUUUUCUAUUUUCGUUCCCUCUCCAUAGAAAUCGAGCUUUUUCUCUAUCUCAAGAUUCCGAUCGUUGGUGAGCGAUCGAUCCAGUUCAAUCACUUGAGCGAGGUGCGGGGGGGCAUUUUCUGGGAAAUCGUUGUGCGGAGAAAAAGAUCUGGAUUUUGUGCUAGGGUUUCCUUCGGAUCGUCAAGGCUGGCGGGGGUGGGGGGAAAGUAAUGGCGGAUCUGCCACGUGUCCGCCUUAUCGACUGUGUCGAAGUUGAGGAGAGAUCGCUAGGGUUACAGUGCCGCGAAAUUUUUUCCAAGGGGAAGGUGUCAUCGAAAAAGUGGGAGGAACCAUGCUGAGCGUGCUUCGCGUUCACCUGCCAUCCGAUAUUCCGAUCGUUGGUUGUGAGCUCACGCCGUACGUGCUUCUCCGCCGGCCGGACAAGAACCUUACAACCGAGGAUGUGCCGGAGUCUGCCCCAAUCGAAGGCCACUUUUUGAGGUAUAAGUGGUAUCGUAUACAAAGCGAUAGAAAAGUAGCUGUCUGUAGUGUACAUCCAUCUGAGCAUGCCACUUUGCAGUGCUUAGGUUGUGUGAAGGCCAAAAUACCUGUUGCCAAAAGUUACCAUUGCUCUCCUAAGUGCUUCUCGGAUGCAUGGCAGCAUCAUCGUGUUUUACAUGAUCGGGCUGCUAGUGCUGUAAAUGAAAAUGGGAAUGAAGAGGAAGAGUUAUUUGGCCGCUUCAAUAGUACCGGAUCUGGAAGUAUCAAUACUAGUUUAGCUCCUUCUGCAUCAAGUGCUAGCUUGGCGAAUGGUUCAGCACCUUUAUAUCCUGCUGCAGUUACUCAGAGAAGUGGUGGGGAAACUUGGUUUGAAGUUGGACGCUCUAAAACCUAUACACCAACAGCCGAUGAUAUUGGCCAUGUUCUCAAAUUUGAGUGUGUUGUGGUAGAUGCAGAAACAAAACUGACCGUUGGACAUGGCAGCAAUAUACUAACUUCCCGAGUCAUUCCAGCUCCCUCACCUACUCCUCGUCACUUGAUCUCAGUCAGUGGAGUUGAUAUGGUGGGGCAUUUGGAUUCAGAUGGCCGUAUAUCAUCUGCAGGAACCUUUACUGUGCUCUCAUACAACAUUUUGUCUGAUGUGUUUGCCACCAGUGAAUUAUACAGUUACUGCCCCUCAUGGGCUCUUUCUUGGCCUUACCGCAAGCAGAAUUUAUUACGGGAAAUAGUUGGAUAUCGUGCUGACAUUGUCUGUCUGCAAGAGAUUCAAAGUGAUCAUUUUGAGGAAUUUUUUGCCCCAGAGCUGGACAAACAUGGAUAUCAAGCACUUUACAAGAGAAAAACAAACGAGGUUUACACUGGUAAUAUCCAUACAAUUGAUGGCUGUGCAACAUUUUUUCGCAGGGAUAGAUUUUCACAUGUCAAAAAAUAUGAGGUUGAAUUUAAUAAGGCUGCCCAGUCUUUGACGGACGCUGUGGUUCCAAGUGCUCAAAAGAAAACUGCUCUAAAUCGACUAGUUAAGGAUAAUGUUGCACUAAUAGCAGUCCUGGAAGCAAAAUUCAGUUACCAGGGUGCUGAUAUUCCUGGGAAACGACAACUUCUUUGUGUGGCAAAUACACACAUAAAUGUUCAUCAAGAAUUGAAAGAUGUCAAGUUGUGGCAGGUUCAUACUCUCUUAAAAGGUUUGGAAAAAAUAGCUGCCAGUGCAGACAUUCCCAUGCUGGUUUGUGGCGAUUUUAAUUCAGUUCCUGGAAGUGCACCACAUGCACUUCUUGCGAUGGGGAAAGUGGAUCCAAUGCAUCCAGAUUUAGCAAUAGACCCUCUUGGAAUUUUGCGCCCUGCCAGCAAGCUAACACAUCAGCUGCCUCUGGUAAGUGCUUACUCAUCCUUUGCAAGAAUGGGGGUUGGCAUUGGUUUGGAGCAACAGAGGAGAAGGUUGGACCCCUCAACAAAUGAACCUUUAUUUACACAUUGCACUAGAGAUUUUAUUGGCACCCUUGAUUACAUAUUUUAUACAGCCGACUCUUUAACGGUGGAAUCAUUGUUGGAACUCUUGGAUGAGGAUAGCUUGAGAAAAGACACAGCACUUCCUUCUCCGGAGUGGUCCUCUGAUCAUAUUGCCCUUCUGGCUGAAUUUCGUUGCAAGCCUAGAACUAGGCGUUGACAUUCCAGAAGGUGCAGAAGAAGGUGCACGGAGAUGCAGCCCGCGUAAUGGCCUUUUGAAAAGAGCAAUCAAUGGGGGGAAGGAAGAAGGAAAUCUGGGUAAGCUUUUUUUAAACUCUGAUUUAUUUCCUUCUCUUAUUAGAACAAGUUCUCAUGAUACAGAUCAAAACACACAUGAUAGAUAUAUUGAGAUUGUUUGGUAGUUUCUUCACUGUGUUGGUGAAUCGUGAUUUUUAGUGCCAGAGUCCCAAGUGUUUGUUUCUAUAAACCGAAAGUUGCAUGCAGACAACUGGCAUGGCCCAUUGUGCAUUUCUGAUCUGUAGGCUUUGAAAUGUGAGGGACACAUGGAUGGUCUUUUAUUUUUUCUUUUAGUAUCCUUGUGAUGACUUUUGGUCUUGAUUUUUUAUUCUUUUCUUUUUAUCAUUUUUUUUCUCAUCGGCCAAACACGUAUAUGUCGUAUAUGAUACAUGAACCUACCAACUGACCGACCAACUGCGGUGAUAUUAGUUAAAAAGUGAAUGGGAAGUAAGUCAAUUCUAUUUC
Molecule: messenger RNA, 2779 nt
Organism: Vitis riparia (riverbank grape)
Lineage: Eukaryota; Viridiplantae; Streptophyta; Magnoliopsida; Vitales; Vitaceae
Product: carbon catabolite repressor protein 4 homolog 1-like
Exons: 12
Coding region: 426-2237 (603 amino acids)
Biological process (GO): nuclear-transcribed mRNA poly(A) tail shortening
Cellular component (GO): CCR4-NOT complex; cytoplasm; nucleus
Molecular function (GO): poly(A)-specific ribonuclease activity
Source: RefSeq, a predicted model, not a curated record